ACUUGUCCACAUUUUCCCGCCAUAGGGCGCAUGUUGUUUUUCGCAAUGGAUGAUGUUUGUUGUUGAUUUCCGGAACUUAUAGUAAAUAAAGCCAAAAUGGAGCCAACAGAGGAAACUGACGAUGCCGUGGAAAGGAGAUACAUUGAACUGUGUCUCGACCUGAAUAUGGACAAAGGGACUAAAGAGGAGGCAUGGGAAAGCUACCAAAAAAUUAAAACAAAAUACACACUGGAGGGAGAUCAGAUGCACUGGCUUGCCUGUGCAUUGUACGAAGCGUGCAGGAAAAGUGUCACUCCAACUGUAGGAAGGGGAACAAUGGAAGGAAAUGGAGUGUCGUUAACAAGGCUUUUACGUUCCGCAAAGUUUAGUCUUAUACAGUUUUUCAACAAAAUGAAGAAGUGGUCGGACAUGGCUGGUCUACCACAAGAAUUCAUUGAUAAAGUUAACAAAUUGGAGAGGAAUUUUGCAGUUUCCACAGUGAUUUUCAAGAAGUUUGAACCAAUAUUUUCUGAUAUAUUCCAACAUCCAACGGACAGUCACCAAAAUAAACAAAAUAGAAAUAAGAAACAAAGGAGAAUGCCAUGUACUUCAACCGAAGUAUUUAAUUUCUGUUGGACCAUGUUCAUUCAAGUGAAAGGUCAUUUUCCUGCUAUUAGUGAUGACCUUGUUAACUCCUACCACCUUCUACUAUGCUGCUUGGACUGGUUUUAUGCUAAUGCAUUAAUGGGAGGACGAAAGGAUUUACUGAAUCCUUCAUUUGAGGGUUUACCAGAAGACUUUGGAAACAGAGACUGGAAACCCCCAACUGAAAGUCCGUGUUUGAUUAAGUACCUGUGUGAUAAACAUGAAGGUUUAGAAAUAGAAGCCAAAGUCAUCAAGGAACAUUGGUGGAAACCACACAUUAAAAAGCUAUUUGAUAAAAAGAUUUUGAAAGGAAAGCCAGAUACUCUCUCAGCGGUUCUAGAAGUUGGCAACUUUGAUGCCAACAAAAAGUCAAUAAAUGAAGCAUAUGAAGAUUAUCCCUUAAAUUAUAGCAGCAAAUCUAUGAACAGCGAAUAUGAAGCCUAUGUGUUAAGUGUGGGGGACUUUGAUGAAAGGGUGUUUCUGGGUAGUGAAGCCGAUGAAGAAAUAGGAACACCUACCAAGUACAGGGACGAGGGCACUGGAGAACUGGCAGAGAGGCUGCAGAUGAAGGCCAAUCUACAACAACACAUUGAUGAGACCAAUAGCUUGGCUCCCUCUACUCCUCUGACGGGCCGGCGGUACCUGAAGGACAAGGACCCGAGUACGACGCCCGUCUCGACCGCCACCCAGAGUGUCAGCAAACUCCAGACUCUGCUGUUGGGGCGCAAGGCUCUCCCUAGUGAUGACCUGCUGGACAUAUUAAGUGAAAUUGGUACUGAUCCAAAAACACGUAUAAUGGAGAGAGUUACUGAGAUGGGUGAAAUUUUCUGUGCCCAUUAUGUUAAGGAGACUGACAACCAUGCAGGUUCCCAAAUUGACUUUGCCAAAAAGAGGUUACAGUUAGGAGAGUGCCUAUACUACAAAUUGUUAGAAAGUAUUUUGUAUACUGAAAAGAAGCGGAAUGAUAGCAAAGAAGGCAAAGCAGCUCUUGCAACACUUAUGGAACAAGACAUAUUCCACAGAACUUUAUUUGCUUGCUGCUUGGAAAUUGUUAUAUUCUCUUACAACUCACAGAGGUCUUUUCCUUGGAUUGUGGAAAUUUUUAAUUUAAGUCCCUACCAUUUUUACAAAGUGAUUGAGAUAAUCAUCAGAACAGAAGAAGGCUUUUCAAGAGAUGUAGUUAAACACCUUAACCAUAUUGAGGAGAGUAUACUGGAGAGCCUUGCAUGGAAGAGUGAGUCCCCUCUGUGGGACGCCAUCAAGGAGAGCAGUGUGCCUGGCUGUGAAGAUGUAGUGCUGCCCAAUGAACAGGAUGUGAUGAAGACCACAGUCAAACACCCUGCUGUCAUCAGGGUCACAGAAACCCAGCCCCAGCAACAGCAGCAGAGAAAGGAUGUGCUGAUGUCCCCACCUGCCGGUGUGUCUGCCGCUGACCGCUUUAGCUCCCCCUCUCCAGGAAGUGCCAAGCGGCGUCUUUUUAGUGUACUGACCCAGCCACAAGAAACGCCGGUGUCAUCAGCAGAGAAUUCCUCAACAGAGGGCAGUAGUUCAUCUACAAAGACCACCCAGAUUAUUGCUUUCCAGCAGGCACAGACAAAUGACGGGAGACAGAUAUUAAUUCCUGUCCAUACUAUUAUUCAUUCUGGAGCAAAAGAUGACAAAAAAGAAACAACAAAAGCUAGACCCAAGAAAACAGGAUCAUUGGCUUUGUUCUUUAGAAAGCUAUAUCAUCUAGCAAGUGUAAGGCUACGAGAUCUGUGUGAACAGUUGUAUAUUGAUGAUGUUGACCUUCGGAAGAAAAUGUGGACAUGUUUUGAGUAUGUACUUGUGAAUCAUGUGGAGCUGAUGAUGGACAGACACAUUGAUCAAAUCAUUAUGUGUGCAAUCUACGUCAUGGCAAAGGUGUGUGACCAUUCACAGUCUUUCACAGACAUCAUGAGAUGCUACAGGUUACAGCCACAAGCAGAGAGUCAUGUCUACAGAAGUGUUUUACUGAAAUGUCGUACAAGGCGAAAAUCUGGAGGGAGUGAUAGCAGCAAGAACGACACAAGUGGACAGUCUUCACCUGUCAAUGUAGAGAAUGUAGAGAAAAAGAGGUCAGAAAAAUUAUCCUCAAUGCGUUCAACUAGUACUCUACCCACCCCCCACCCAGGGAGCCAUCCCCCAACCCCAACUAUAUUGGUGCACUCAGCGACUGGGAGUGAAGAGGGAGAAGAAAGAGGGGACCUCAUCAUGUUCUACAAUAGGGUCUUUGUAGAGAAAGUAAAAAAGUUUGCCCAAAAAUUCUCUGCUCAAAAGAACUCAAAGGAUAUCCCACCACUAUCACCUCUACCUGUGGUUAAAAGUCAGUCCGCUUCUCCUAGGAGAGUGUCCAGUAAACAUUCUAUAUACUUAUCUCCGCAUAAACCAACAUUACAUGCUACUCCAAUGGCAACUGGUUUGUCAUAUUCUUUCCAGAAGAGUCCUGCAAAGGACUUGAGGGCCAUCAAUAACAUGAUAAAAAUGAAAGACUUUAGAGAAGGUAAAAAACUUUUGGGUAAAAGGCAGCUAGAUGUCCACAUGGAGGAAGAGGAUGGGCCUCAGACCAAGCAGCUGUGUACUGGCUUCUCCUUCCUGAAGCGGCUACAGAAUGUCAGCAGUGAGAGGCAGGAAGCCAGUAUAUUGAACCUGGAUUACACCACCAAAUAAACACUAGCCUCAGUCCAUUCAUCGCAAUGAUGUCUGCUGAUCUCAUUUUCAAUUUUCUUCUGAGGAAAGGAGCAACUCGGUAUCCUGUUUGCUCUAUAAUGCAAUAUCCUGCAAGUGGUAGUCCCAGACUUUAACAUACAUGUACUUCUACAUGUAUUUCAAACUGUUGAAAUCUGUGCAAUCUUUUUAAUCAGCUAAUAAAUUCUGUUAAAUGUGGACUAGACUUGACACUGUGAUGUACUCCGUAAGUGUACAGUGUAUGGUCAAAGUUUUCUCAUAAUUCUGCAGGUUAAAUCAGAAUGGAAAUAUUUGUGAAUAGUGCAAGACAUUUUGUUGUAUUUUUGUACAGUUUGUAAAUAUACUGUAAUUGGCAGUAUUAAUCUGUAUAGCCAGGGUUUUAUAUAAAUAUACAUGUAUAUAUUAGUAUAUUUAGACAUUGUUAUUAUGAAUUUCUUUGGAUGGAUUUUAUUUGUAAACUGAAUAUCUAUCAAAUUUUUAGCGGUUUAUAAAAUGUAUUGAUAUUUUAUUUUUAAGAAAAUUCUAAGAAAUUUGUCAUAACAUAGCAUUGUGAUGAUAUCAAAUUGGUACGAAUGUAUACAAAUUUUGUGUCCUCUUGAUGUUGUAAAAUUUAAAACACAAAAAUGAAAUGGAGCCUAGUAAACCAGUAGUGUCAUUUCUGUGUCAGCAAUCAUGUUCUAAGUCAUUACUAGGGUGCUAGAUGUGUGCAUUGAAUUGUGAAUGAAACAUAAGGGAUCUAUUGUGUAAUGCUGAAAUUAGGUACAAUGAAAUAUUUCUUUGGGAAAAAUUGGUGAAAAUGUUAGUAUAGGUAUGGUGCUCUUUGUUUUAAUAUAUUUGAUACAGUGCAAAAUUUUUAAACAGUACCAUAAAUGAUUUUUUUUGCAUAAUUUAUGUGAAUAUUCAAUAAUAUUAUGUUGUGAAUAUGUGGCAAGCAUGUAUUGGAUGGAAUACAAAAGUGAAAGAAUCAUACAAUAAAUGUAAAACAUU
Magallana angulata is the source of this 4317-nucleotide messenger RNA. Its product is annotated as retinoblastoma-like protein 2. Bases 97 to 3312 code for a protein of 1071 amino acids. The record is from RefSeq and is a predicted model, not a curated record. Gene Ontology annotation, molecular function: RNA polymerase II transcription regulatory region sequence-specific DNA binding. Lineage: Eukaryota; Metazoa; Mollusca; Bivalvia; Ostreida; Ostreidae. Gene Ontology annotation, cellular component: transcription regulator complex; nucleus; chromatin. The transcript has 24 exons. Gene Ontology annotation, biological process: cell differentiation; regulation of transcription by RNA polymerase II; negative regulation of G1/S transition of mitotic cell cycle.